AUGUUGAGAGUAUCUAAAUUUUUAAAAUUUGCCACCAAUACAGUUGGCAAUGGCUUACAACUGUCACUAUUGUCAUCACACGAGUCAUUUCUCACCAAAUUUCCGAUUAAAAGUGUAACUCUGCCAGGUUCUGAGGGUUACUUUACCGUGACACAGGGGCAUUCACCUUUGUUAUCAACUCUGAAGCCCGGUAUUAUCUCAAUUUCUGCACAGGAUUCCAAUGAAGUAACCAAGUAUUUCAUCUCUAGUGGAUUCUUUGUUUAUCGUCAGUCAGACAACACGAACAGUGCCGAAGUUGUAGGUGUUGAAAUCGUUCCUCUCGACCAUUUGGAUAAGGAACGAGCAACUUCAGUACUUCAGGAGGUUUUAGCAGAAUCACAAAAUAGCUCUGAUCCAUGGGCCAAGGUAAAAUCAUUCUUGGCACAAGAUUUGUGUUCAUCAAUUAUAAAGGCUGUUCAAUAAUAUGAACGGGUUAUCGCAAUUUUAAAGCUACCAUCCAGGUCGGAGUAUGGAGGUUAUAGUAUGGCAAUUUCCCUGAAUAAUGUCAUACAUUUGCAAUGCCACAAACCUUUAGGCAAAGUUUAGAAUCGGCUAGCAGUCUGUAUGGACGCUCAUAACAAGGUUCACUUUUGAAGUGGAGCAUAUCUUCCAAGUUUUCUAUGGAUUCGUUUGUAAUUUCUGGUGAAUUCCCAAGGGAGGCCUUUAUGAACGUUAUUGAUUUGCAACUUGAAACGCCUGACAUGAAGCGACGUCUCUUGAAGUAUUCA
Molecule: messenger RNA, 767 nt
Organism: Theileria equi strain WA
Lineage: Eukaryota; Apicomplexa; Aconoidasida; Piroplasmida; Theileriidae
Product: ATP synthase delta/epsilon chain, putative
Exons: 4
Coding region: 1-462 (153 amino acids)
Biological process (GO): proton motive force-driven ATP synthesis
Molecular function (GO): proton-transporting ATP synthase activity, rotational mechanism
Source: RefSeq, a predicted model, not a curated record